UAUAACUACAUUAUAAUUAUUUAGCUUAUUAUUUUAUUUUUAUGAUGGUAGAAUCAGAGAUCCGAGAGAAAAAAUACCAAUACGGUUCUAACAGGAGAUAACCACGCAUCGGACUCUAUCGCACAUUGUUCGGGGGAGGUAAAUGAGAAGGACAAUGAGGAAGAGGAUAGCAAUAGAACUGCUUCACCGUUCCAGGACAUUCCUCAUCAUGAAUCUCUGGAUGAAGAGAUGUCAAUAUUCCCUGUGAGCAACCUUGAGAACAGUCCAGAAGAGGAUAAUGAUGUAACAUUAGAGGUUCUCUUGGAUGACCCAUUUGUAGGCAGGGAAGUGGAAGAUGAAGACCAGGAUAUCUUUUAUGAUUUGUCAGCAAAUGAUGCAGAACUGACUAUUGAAGACAAUUUGAACAAUGAUGACAUUGAUGCUGAACCAUUGUAUCCAGGAGCAAGUGUUAGCAUUGGUGCCUUCAUGUUAUUAAUAGCUAUUUUUUCUACAAAAUACAAUCUCAUUGGAGAUGGAGUUGAACAACUUUAAAAAUCAUUGCACUGGCUCUACCAAAUGGACACAAAUUGUGCACUAGCUUACAUUCUUUCAAAAUGUACUUCAGGAACUUGCGCAAUCCCUUGAUUAAGCAUUAUUACUGUGCUAGAUGUUUAGCAUUUCAAAAAAAUAAUGGUCCAGGAGAAAAUUGUACAGUUUGUGAGAGUGCUAUGGAUAAAUCAAACAAACGUUACUUCCUGGAAAUGCCAAUUGAAAACCAACUGAAAAACUUGUUUGCUCAAAAUGGCUUUUACAAUAAUUUGCAAGGUCGAUUUAGAAAAUCUUUCAAUAACAGUUAUGAGGAUAUUACUGAUGGAACCCUUUACAGACAACUUUACAACAAUGAUGGACCUCUGAGCUCAUCAGAUAACCUCUCUUUUGUUUUAAACACAGAUGGAGCUCCAGUUUUCAAAAGUAGCAAAGUUUCGAUAUGGCCAGUUUUUCUUGUCAUAAAUGAACUUCCCUUUAAAAUCAGAAUGAAAAAGGAAAAUAUGAUCUUGGCAGCACUUUGGUUUGGAAAUGAAAAACCAGCAAUGGGGACUUUCCUUAAACCACUCCAGAAAUCUUUUUUGGCAUUGAAGGAUGGAAUUAAGUGUUUUUCACCUGAGCGAGGAGAGUUUCUAAGCAAGUGCUUCCUUCUUGCAGCAACAGCAGACUUACCUGCUCGAAGUUUACUGUGCAAUAGUGUGCAGUUUAAUGGGAAGUUUGGUUGUUGGAAAUGUACACAACCUGGUGAAACUGCACCUGUUGGAAAGGGGCACACUCAUGUGUUUCCUUUCCAAAAAGAGGAUCCAAUGGGGCCUGUCAGGACUGCAGAAUCUGUGAAGCAAAAUUCCAUCCAAGCUUUGAGAAACGCAAGAGAAAAAGUAAAAAACCCUGCUGUCUGUGGAGUUAAGGGUCCUUCUUGGAUUUCCUAUUUCCCUCAUUUUGAUUGUGUUCAAGGAAUUGCAAUAGAUUAUAUGCAUGGCGUAUUAUUAGGAGUUCAAAAAUUACUCUUGACGCUAUGGUUCUCUCCAAAACACAAAAACAGAGACUUCAGCAUUUCAGAUCAGUCAGACAGGUUGAAUAAUCGUCUGGAAAACAUCCACCCAACCUUGGACAUUACACAGUUACCAAGAUCCAUCACUGACAUGAAGUACUGGAAAGCUUCAGAGUACCGAUCUUUCCUUCUUUACUAUGGAGGACCAGUGAUGUAUGGCCUUUUGAAUGAAGAUCGAUUCAACCAUUACAUGUGUCUUGUAAAUGCGGUACACAUUUUACUUGGCAAUGGAUCUUCUGUUUUCAAUGUAAACAGAGCUGAAAGAAUGCUUUUAACAUUUUGUGAACAUUUUGAAAACUUAUAUUCUCGAUCAUUUAUGACUCUUAAUGUUCACCAGCUUGUUCACAUGGCACAAGGAGUCAGGUGUUUAGGUCCUCUGUACACACACAGCUGCUUUCCUUUUGAGGACAAAAAUGGAUUUAUACUAAAACUAAUAAGAGGGACUCAAAAUAUUGAUAACCAGAUAAUUACAGGGGUGUCUUUUAUUCAAAAAAUGCCAGAGCUGAAACAAAACUGUCUCACAAAGGGAUCUGAUGUUGAAAAAUUGUGCCAUUCUAUAGAAAAUCCACAUCCUAUACAAAGAGGUGAAAAAAUUUGUGACGGUGCGUAUGUUCUUGGUGGGAUAAAACAAAGACAAUUGUUAGAUGAUGAAUAUGAUGCACUCUGUAGGUUUACUGGAACUGCAUAUGUCACUGACAAUUUGCCUAGUUUUAUGCGUUUAGAAAAAGACAACUGUCUAAUCUAUGGAAUUGAAUAUGCCCGCAUGACAAAACGUGACAAUUCAACAAUCAUGUUUACAGGAACAAAUGCUGUUAAGUUCGGAAGAGUGCGAUGUUUCCUGAAAUUAAUAGAGAACAUACCUGUAGCUGUUGUGGAGGAACUGAACUGUCUGUCAUAUAAUGACAGGAGUAACUUAUUAUCUGUCAAACAAUCAGGUAUUCUAACAGUUGUUCCAGUUGACAGUAUUAAGAUGCUGUGUAUGUUGAUUAACAUUGAGGGCCAAAAUCAGAUGUUUGUGUGCAAAUUUCCAAAUAGACUUGAAUGUGAUUGAGUUACAGGAAAGGGGGGGGGGCAUUUAUA
Messenger RNA from Saccostrea echinata, 2656 nucleotides. RefSeq lists its product as uncharacterized. Lineage: Eukaryota; Metazoa; Mollusca; Bivalvia; Ostreida; Ostreidae. The coding region runs from base 594 to 2627 and encodes 677 amino acids. The transcript has 2 exons. The record is from RefSeq and is a predicted model, not a curated record.